CUUCUCUUCUGGAUAUCCUGUUAUCUGGUGCUGGUCACUACCCUGGGGCUGCUUAUGGCAGAUUCUGUGCAGAUGUAUUACAGACAAUUGAGCCAAGGUAAACCAGAGUCUUGCUAGAAGUCACGUGAGGCUGAGACGUGUUCUGGUUCAAGGAUGGACCAAGACAGAAGACACAUGACUGAGAGAAUAGUAAAUCUCACCCUGAAAAUCCUCUACCUGCUGACUGGGGAGGAUUGCACAGUAGUGUGGAAGACGUCUGGUGAUAGUGAGACCCCCAGUGACUGUCACAGUGUGUCAAGAAGAUGGAGCAGGACCCAGAGCCCCAUCACGGUGCCACCACCUCACUCACUGAUACAUGAGAGAAACAACGACCAGAAGAUCCUGGAAAUCACCAACAAAAUCAUUCAGCUGCUGACUGGAGAGGUUCCUGUAAGGUGUCAGGAUGUCACUGUCUAUCUCUCCAUGGAGGAGUGGGAGUAUAUAGAGAGAAACAGGGGUCUGUACAAGGAUGUUAUGAUUGAGAAUCACUGGCCCCUCACCUCACUGGAAGGAUCCUGUACCACAGCUACCACAGCAAGAUGUUCCCACCCUCUCUAUUCACAGGAUUGUAUGGAGGAAAAUCACAAGAUUCUACAGAAGGGUCAGGGUGAAGAUUUGACUGAUAUUAAGGCAGAUGAUAUAACGGGAGAAGUAGAUCUGUAUGUGAGGGGUGACCAGCAGUGUAAGGAAGAAAUCCCUACAGAUAUCAGCACAGAUGGUCCCAGUAACAGAGAUACCACAAAAAGAUGUCCCUAUCCUCUUUAUUCACAGGACUGUACAGAGUAUAGUCACAGGACCCCACAGGAGGAUCAGGGUAAAGGUCUGACGGAUAUUGAGGUAGAAGUUAAAGAGGAAGAUGAGGUGUAUGUUACUGAAGUUAAAGUAGAAGAUGUAGGUGGAGAAGAAGAUACGUGUGUGGGGCGUGACCAGCAGUGUAAGGAGGAGGAAACCCCUACAGAUAUUGGAAUAGAUGGAUGCACAAGCAAGAAUACAUCUGAUGGAUAUCUAAUUUUUAACAUACAGGAUAACAUCACACAAGAGCCUUCCGGAGAAACCCCCAUUACCCUAAAUUUAUAUCCAGUGUGCCACAGUGUGGAUAUCUCCUCUAGACCCUCGCAGCGCCAGCAAUAUUAUCCUGAUCAUUUCGAUAUUGCUACACGUAGAGCAGCUCGCAUAGGUGGUAAAAUCUUCCCUUGUUCUGUGUGUGGGAAAUAUUUCACAAAGAGAUCACUUUCUAGACAUCACAGAACUCACACAGGUGAGAGACCAUUUCCAUGUUCCGAAUGUGGGAAAUGUUUUACACAGAAAUCACAUCUUAUCAUACAUGAGAGAACUCACACAGGAGAGAAGCCAUAUCCGUGUUCCGAAUGUGGGAAAUGUUUUAGACACAAAUCGGUUCUUUUUAAACAUCAGAGAACUCACACAGGUGAGAAGCCAUUUCUGUGUUCGGAGUGUGGGAAAUCGUUUACACAGAAAUCAACUCUUGUUAAACAUCAGAGACAUCACACAGGUGAAAAAACACUUCCAUGUUCUGAGUGUAGGAAACGGUUUCCAGAAAUCACAAGUCUAGUUAAACAUCAGAAAAUUUGCACAGGUGUGAAACCAUAUCCAUGUACUGAGUGUGGGAAAUGUUUUAUACAAAAAUCACAUCUUGUUAGACAUCAGAGAUGUCACACAAGUGAGAAACCAUUUCCGUGUUCGGAGUGUGGGAAAUCUUUCACAUGUAAAUAUCAUCUUGAUAGACAUCAGAAAAGUCACAACAGGGGAGAAGCCGUUUCAGUGUUCUGAGUGUAGGAAAUGGUUUACAGAGAAAGCUGAUCUUGCUAAAUGUGAGCAACAUCACACAGGCACUCAGUGAAUAAUUUGUUUACAAAAAUAAAAAAUAAAGUCUUAUUACACAUCAUAAGAUACAGGGAGCUCAAAAAGUCCCCCCGCAGUGACUGUGUGCUGAGCAAGUCUUCCCACAGAGUAUGUGUGCUAAUGAGUAUGACACCAUCAUUUAUUUUUAAACACUUUUUCUCACGUCCUAGAGGAUGCUGAGGAUGCUUCAA
Molecule: messenger RNA, 2090 nt
Organism: Pseudophryne corroboree (corroboree frog)
Lineage: Eukaryota; Metazoa; Chordata; Amphibia; Anura; Myobatrachidae
Product: zinc finger protein 250-like
Exons: 9
Coding region: 154-1827 (557 amino acids)
Biological process (GO): regulation of DNA-templated transcription
Source: RefSeq, a predicted model, not a curated record